This is a messenger RNA of Babesia ovata, 1818 nucleotides long. RefSeq names its product guanine nucleotide-exchange factor. Gene Ontology annotation, cellular component: endoplasmic reticulum membrane. Lineage: Eukaryota; Apicomplexa; Aconoidasida; Piroplasmida; Babesiidae. The transcript is spliced from 4 exons. The record is from RefSeq and is a predicted model, not a curated record. The coding region runs from base 1 to 1818 and encodes 605 amino acids. Gene Ontology annotation, biological process: protein secretion. Gene Ontology annotation, molecular function: guanyl-nucleotide exchange factor activity; protein binding; GTPase activator activity.
AUGGGCACUGUUAAGCUGCUGUCUUACCCCGUCUACUCGAUGGCGACGGACGGAUGCUACCUCGUAACUUCCGGCGGCGGCGGCGGCAAGGAGUACGGCAUCAAGGACUGCGUGGAGUUCCACAAAGUGACCGAUGCUGGAGGUAAAACCGACAUGAGCCUGGUGGCCUCGAGCAACGACCAAAUGGGCAUAUUUGACACCGUACAGUACAUCCCAAUGCAUGACAUGUGGAUGGGUGCCUCUGGUAACAGCACCGUGUUCUUCACGCACUGCCAAAAAAAGGGCGUGCGUAUUUACGGCCGAGUCAUCGUCGCUCGUAGCAAGAAUGACCCUCAACAAACAGCAGCCCGCUUUUGUACGGGUAUGGACAUCUUCGUCACUGGGAGCAGCGACGGGACCGUUCGCGUCUGGAGCCUGACUGACAGCUUCUUCGAGAAGGUGGAAGAAAUGGAAGACGACCCGGAGGGCAAUAAACACCCUCCGCUUGGUUACACUGACGAUUACGUGCUUACGUACGACUUGACUCCCGCGGACCCGGACUAUGGCAUGUACCUAUUGAGCAGUGACAGCGCACGCUCAUCACAUCCCUCGACAAUGACAGGGGGUUCCUCGUCAGCAUUUAACUCUCCGACACCUGGAGAAAUAACCAGGAUCAACGACUCCAAUCUGUCCACUGGCACUGCUGAGGAUUCUGCCCGUAAUACGGGCGUUGAGCACGACUUGGUGUGCUCGGCAUUGGCGGGCGUCACACCCGUGGACGGUGACGCCUCGGCGUCGGCCGAUAUCUCGAGGAGUGAAACGUCAUCCGGAGAUGUAUCUUCCAACGCCGGCGAAAGCUCUAUUGUACCCGAUGCCAAUUCGGUGGAGGAAGAAAACGAGGCGAAUAGCCCUUCUGCGUCGGAUGAGCAGGGGCCAGUCGAGGAAUCGGCUUCAGCUGAAGGAAGCUCCCUCCCCAAUGAAGAUUUGAGGGGUGAUGAAGAGCCACCUGUUGACGAAAACCAGUCAGAUGCAGCCAGUGACACGCAGGCUGAUGCCGACGCCCCUGCAACCGGUGAACACACCCUUAUCGCCCAGGAUGACAACUCCAACGAGCCGAGCACGUCUUCCGGAGAAUCGCCAAAUGGAGCCGAUCAAACUGAUUUUUACACGGACUCCGACACUCCGCAGCGCCGUAGCGACAGCCCGCAACAGCACAACGUGGCUCGGAAGCUGGUGGAGUACAAGUGCCACGAUAACGAGAUCAGCGACUGUGACAUCGCCCACGACGGAAGGGUAGCUCUGUCGAUCUCACGCGAACAGAUGGUGCUGUAUCAGCUUGCGCCGCCUAAAUUCUUGUGCAAACGCCGCAGUUCCAUGCGGUUCAAGUUCGGCCGGUUCGUCAACUCCAACUGCAGUGAUGGCCAUUACCAGAUCUUGACGGUGGAGUGGGAACCCCGUAAACCAACGGACUGUAUUGUCAGCAUGUGGCGCUACACGGCCGACACGGGUGACCUGAUGCUUGUGAAAAGUGCAAGCGUCGGUAGUGCCGCCUGCAGCUGCAUGUCCUUGAGAACGGACGACAGCCACUUCGCACUUGGGUUUGGCACCGGGGCAGUAGGGGUGUACAAUUCGCGGUCGCUGCAGUGCGUCAUGCACGAGCAGCGGCACCAGCUGCCGGUCACCGACGUCGUGUUUUUAGACGACAAGCUGGCGUCCAGUGGCGCCGAUUUUUACGUCAUCAUCAAGAGCUUCAAGCGGUGGCCGGUGGCCACGGUGUUGAUGGUCCUCGUACCGAUAAUCGCGUACAUUGUGCACAUUUUGCGUCAGCGCAUUUUUUAA